GUCCUGCAUUCUUCAGAACAUUUUGUUCAAUUCGAUAUUUAGAGGCGUGGGAAGGUGUUCGUUGAACAAGUGCACGAUCAUGGAAGAUAAGAGUUUUGAAGAAAGGCUAACUUGCCGAGAAGCAUAAAUUAUUGCAGAUGAUUUGAGAGAGGAAGUUCCUUUCUGGAUUCCUUUCAGGAUGAGCACCAACAGCUCCAGCCUGGUUUAUGAUGCAAAGCCCUUGCUUAUUCUUCCUCUGGCAUUGGUCAUCUUCCUCACGGUGAUUGGGAACCUGCUGGUCAUCCUGGCUAUCAUCCGCACUCCUCUGCUCCACACCACCACCAACGUCUUCAUCAUCUCCCUGGCCUUCGCUGAUCUCAUCAUGGGUUGUGUGGUCCAGCCAGUGGGCGCCAGUAUGGUGGUCAGCGGGAAAUGGCUUUUAGGCGACAAGUUUUGUGACUUGUGGACAUCCGUGGAUGUGCUUUGCGUCACGGCCAGCAUAGAGACGUUAUGUGUCAUCGCCGUUGAGCGCUAUGUUGCGAUCACAACACCUUUUAAGCAUCGGGUCCUCCUUGGGAAGCGCAGAGCUGGGUAUAUCGUCUGCACGGUGUGGAUGGUGGCAUCCCUAGUUUCCUUCGUGCCAAUCAUGAACCAUUAUUCUCGUGCUGAUUACGAGGAGGCAAAAAUAUGUUACAAUAAAUCAGAAUGCUGCGAUUUCCAUACGAAUAGGCCCUACACCAUCUUCUCCUCGGUGGUGUCCUUCUACGUGCCCCUCUUUAUUAUGGUGUUUGUGUACGGGAAGGUGUUCGUCAUCGCGAACAGACAGUUGAAACUCAUCAAUAAGAAUAGACUCCGCUUUCUGAGCACAUGCACAGAAGACUCUUGUGAAAGUCCAGGUGAAAUAGUGCAUGAUUUAAACCAGAGAUCAACGAGGCAUGUCGUGAAAGAACACAAGGCGCUCAAGACGCUGGGGAUUAUUAUGGGCACCUUCAUUCUCUGUUGGCUGCCCUUCUUUUUCUUCAAUAUCAUCAAGGUUUUUAAACCUCUACUGCUACCACAGAAUGUGUUCCUCUUGUUGAACUGGCUCGGCUACACCAAUUCGGGCCUGAACCCUAUCAUCUACUGCCACAGUCCUGAGUACCGCACUGCCUUCCUCAAUCUUGUAGGGUACAAAAAACUCAAGCAGUUAAAUUGCACCAAAGUGCACAAACAUCUAUGGACUAUCAGCUCAUGCAUCCAAAGCAACGGUUCUGCAAAAAUGGAUCACUUAGGUCAUGAAGAUCCAUCUGCAAAGGGUGGGAACAGUUGCUCUGACACGUGUACAGAUUUCAAAGAGGAAGAGAUUGAAGCUCAGCCUCAAAGUGACUCAAAUGUGGCAAGGAUCAAUGUAGAAGAGAUGUUAAAGGGCCACUGAAGAUGGGAAACAGAUCAUACUGUAUGCUUUUCAAGAGAAUGAACUGUACUCGAGCAUCAUGCUUUUCAACUGCACCUUGACUGUAUUACAUCUAUACCAUGUGCAAAGAAAAAACAGCCAGAUUCUUACAGAGCAGCAAAGCUGAAAAAUGAUAUUGAGAACAAGCCAUGACACAAAAAUAUGAUUACUUUCUGACAGCUUUUUGAACUUUAAACAGAGUGAAAUUGGAAACUGAAGCCCUAAACUGUCAUCUCUUUACCUCAAAAACCAUCAAAAAAUAAAUCUGUUGUGUGGACUUUUUUUUUUUUUUUUUUUUUUUUUAGUUCAGUCACUACCCAGAGAUGAAAUAAAAUGCAUUAAAUUCUGAAAAAACAAAGUCUAAUUUAAGAAAUAAAUAUUUCGUGCUAGAGAAAUAAGAAUCACAAUAUCAGAAUUCUGUCUUUUUUUCUUGCUACAGUAUUACAAGUUUACAAUCUGCCAUUCUGAGUUUAUAUCUUGGAAUUAACUUUGUCUCUGAAUUCUGAGUUUAUAUCUAAAAAAAUAAUUUAUAAUAAUUCUACCACAGAAAAAUAAAUAAAAAAUGCUAAUUGCAACUUUUUCUUUCACAAUUCUCGCGAUUACGAGUUUACAUCUUACAAUUCUAUCUUGUCUUCUCAGAAUUUCUGAUUUAUAUACCACAAUUCUGACUUUAUAUUUCAUAUUUUAUAUUUCAUGUAUUUCAGAAUUUUUGAUAUAUAAAAGUUGCAAUUAUCUACAGUAUCUUAUUCCAUAGUGGAAACAAGCUUCCAUUAAAAAUAAUAAUAAUAAUAAAAUAAUCAGAUCAAACUGUUUACAACAGUAAACACCCCCAAAAUGACCAGAAUGAUUAAAACAUACAUGUUAUCCCUUUUCUUUCUUUCUCUCUCUCUCUCUCUCUCGAAAAAUGCAAAUUGCAGUUUCAUGACUGGAAGGAAAUAAUUAUGGUAAUUAUUCUCAGCAAGUGUGGCAAAGCAUUAAUUUUAGACGCUACACAGCUCUGGAGUGGGUCAGCUUGAUAUUUCUCUGGCUGUCUUGCAUCACACAUCUGAGCAUCUGUUAGAUUUCAACACUUUGACAACAGGCAAACAGCCCAGACCAAUACACAGCCAAAUCUUAUGGCUAAUAAAUAUUCAACUCUGGCCAAACAAAUCUUGACAUUGAAUGGUUGAAAAUCAGAGUGUUUGGUUUGGGAUAUUGGUGCUUUGAUAAAAUGUUAAUGCAUCGUGGCAUCAGUGUGCUUGACGGUGAGGACAAGCUUCUGAUCAAAGCACUGUGAGAUGCCUUUACUCACUUUUUUGAUCCUGACCAUCUGUAUCUUUUACCCUAGUGAAAAAACCCUUUUCCAGAAAAUUCCAACAGAUUGAAUAAAUGCAUGCGCUUCAUAAUUAAUUUACAAAAAAAUCAGGUACAUGUUCAAAAUGGUGUCUUUUUCAUAUAUCUUCAUACUUUAUGAAUUAAAACCAUGCCUUAAGGGGAUAGUUCACCAAAAGAAAAUGAAAAUUUGAUGUUUAUCUGCUUACCCCCAUUGCAUCCAAAAGGUAGGUGACUUUGUUUCUUCAGUAGAACACAAACUGAGAUUUUUAAAGAGCAGGACAUAUGAUAUUUUAAAGUGUCCUAUUAUUGUGCUGGAGUCCCCUACAACAGGUAUAAAUGCAUUUAAGGUAAGAAAACAUUGUAAUUUUCUCAGAAUAUACAUUUAAUAUUAGAGGCAUUUGCCAAUGAUUCCAAAAUUAUUAAUUCCUAGCAAGUUCGGAGCAAACCCCUCCCUUCCAUAAGCCUACUCUGCUCUGAUUGGUUAGCUGGCCAAGCCUGUUGUGAUUGGCACAGAGGAGUCCUUGAGCUAUUUAGCCAGCGCUACCAUUGACAAAGCACCAUAUAUAUAUAUAUAUAUAUAUAUAUAUAUAUAUAUAUAUGCACAGUAGAGAAAUUACCGUAUGGACAGGAGGAGAAGCUCGCAGGCAAUCUUUUACUGUCUAUGAGGCAAUCGGGGGGACGUGGAGGCAUGAAGUCAAGGGAGAAGCCCAUAAAGAGUCCAUAAAAGCAACGGGAAAAAAUUAUUCAACAACGUCAGCAAGAUUCGGUGGGUGAUUCAGAUUUCUCUUGGCACAACGAUUAGAAAGACUAAUCACAUAUAUAUAUAUAUAUAUAUAUAUAUAUAUAUAUAUAUAUAUAUAUAUAUAUAUGUGUGUGUGUGUGUGUAAAGUUUCUUGCACAGGCUGAUCGUUUCGAGUCUUUUCACAUCAACGUAUCGUCAUGAGCCUCAGGGUUUAAUUUGGUUUUGUUUGUGUAUGUUUGUUUUUUAUUGUAUGUUUUAGCCAUGAUUCCCAUUAACAUCCAUUAUAAGACUGACAGACUGCAACGGUUCUUGACUUUGUGUUAAAAAUCUCUGUUUGUGUUCUACUUAAGAAACAAAGUCACCUAAAUCUUGGAUGCCCUGGAGAUAAGCAAAUAAAGAUCAAAUUUUCAUUUCUGGGUGAACUGUCCCUUUAACAUUGGAACUGAGUCAUUUUAAUUGGUCUGUUUUUCUGCUUGUCAUCGUCAUCUCAUGUCCUCUGGAAAAAAAAUCUAACGUAUUAUUUUGAUGAAACUCAUCUUCACAACUAUUCAAAUAGUGGAAGCAUUGUAAUUAACUGCACACUCACAAAAGGUCAGAACAUUGUGUGAAACUGCUGCAUCAGUCUUUUGAAUAUGUUGUUCUUCAGACACAUCAGUCUGAAAUGAGCAUCCCAAGGUUUUAUUGCAAAAUGAGAUGCAAAAACCUGAAUGCAAACUUAAUGUUUACACUGUCAAUCAAUAUGAGGACCUGGUAUAUAUAUAUAAAAGAAAGACUAACUAAGUUAAGUUACUAUGUUACUGUUGUUUAAGAUGAACAAAGCACCUGCCGAGGGAACACAGGAUUUGAUGUUUGUUAAGUCUGAAAUGGCAUUCUACUAUUUUACUCAUACUAUUUAUAAUUUCAUACAUUUAUGAAAUGUUAAAAUGCAUGUAUAAUGUUACAAAAGAUUUAUAAUUCAAAUAAACAUUGUUCUUUUGAACUUUCUAUUAAUUAAAGAAUCCUGAAAAAUGUAUCAUGGUUUCUACAAGGAUAUUAACUGUUUUCAACCCUGAUAAUAAGAUUGUUUUUGUUGUUGUUGUUGUCUUGUAGAAAAUCAGUAUAUUAGAAUGAUUUCUGAAGAAUCAUGUUGCCAUUAAACUGUUUUUUUUUUUUUAAAUAGCAAUGAUAUUACUAUAACUGACAAUAUUACUAUUUUUACUGUAUGCAGCUUUGGUGAGCAUAAUAGGCUUUUCUAAAACAUAAUGUGAUGUUAUGUUUGAAGUGGUAUAGUACCUUGUUAUUUAUACUAUAUUUAUACUGUGUGCAUUAUGCAAAUUUUUGGUAUGCAAAAUAUGCAGUACUGUGCAAAAAUACACAAUACAAUUGUGCUUGCUAUGACUUUCCAUUUCAUGUGUGAUGAAUGAACUGUAAGUAAAACCAUCUAU
Carassius gibelio (silver crucian carp) is the source of this 4891-nucleotide messenger RNA. RefSeq names its product beta-2 adrenergic receptor. The record is from RefSeq and is a predicted model, not a curated record. The transcript is spliced from 3 exons. The coding region runs from base 179 to 1393 and encodes 404 amino acids. Gene Ontology annotation, molecular function: beta3-adrenergic receptor activity; norepinephrine binding; epinephrine binding. Gene Ontology annotation, biological process: norepinephrine-epinephrine-mediated vasodilation involved in regulation of systemic arterial blood pressure; adenylate cyclase-activating adrenergic receptor signaling pathway. Lineage: Eukaryota; Metazoa; Chordata; Actinopteri; Cypriniformes; Cyprinidae. Gene Ontology annotation, cellular component: membrane.